GAGAGGAACACAGAGCGAGUGAAAGGUUGGGGAUCCUUCACUGGUUUUUCACUUGCAUGAACGCAGCCGUAGACAACCCCAGGAUCUAAAGAUGUGGACAGAAGUCGGAAAGCUUGUGCUAUUACAUUUGCUACUCAUGGAGCUCCAUUGCGCUAAAGGAACUCAUACGGAGUCGGAGUGUGAAACUGGGCAGUUUCAGUGCAAGAACGGACGGUGCAUCCCGACCCUGUGGAGAUGUGAUGAUGAUGAUGAUUGCUCGGACAGCAGCGACGAGGAGAACUGUCCAAAGAAGACAUGUGCGACCACAGACUUCGCCUGCAAGAAUGGACAGUGUGUCCCUGCACGGUGGCGCUGUGAUGGAGAACCAGAGUGUGCAGACGGUUCAGACGAGGCUGAUGCAAUCUGCAGCCGACAGACCUGUCCGCCAGAGAAGUUUGAUUGCGGAGGGGCUGCCAGCAAAUGUGUUUCGCUGUCGUGGCGAUGCGACGGAGAGCGGGACUGUGAGAACGGAGCAGAUGAGGAGCAGUGCGCUGCAGAUGCCAAGGCCUGCCCCUCCAAAGAGUUCCAGUGCCGUAACGGGAAGUGCGUGGCACCGAUCUUUGUGUGCGAUGGCGACGACGACUGUGGGGACGCCAGCGAUGAGGAGAAGUGCUCGGCUCCCACCUGCGGCCAGCACGAGUUCCGCUGCAAUGACUCUGAGUGCAUCCCCGCCCUGUGGAGUUGCGACGGCGACCCGGACUGCAAGGACAAGUCAGACGAGUCCAUGGAGCGCUGCAGCCGCAGGACAGAGCCCCAGAAGCCUCGCUGCCCGGUGGGCGAGUUCCAGUGUGGGAGCGGGGAGUGUGUUCACAUGAACUGGAAAUGUGACGGAGACGCAGACUGCAAGGAUAAAUCGGAUGAAGCAAGCUGUCCCCUGCUUACAUGUCGACCUGAUGAGUUCCAGUGUGGUGAUGGAUCCUGUAUCCACGGCACCAAACAGUGUAACAAAGUUCACGACUGUCCGGACUAUAGCGAUGAAGCUGGCUGUGUCAACGUCACAAAGUGCGAUGGGCCAAGAAAGUUCCGCUGUAAGAACGGGGAGUGUAUUGAUAGCAGCAAGGUGUGUGACAAUGUGAAAGACUGCAAGGACUGGUCUGAUGAGCCCAUGAAGGAGUGUGGCCUGAAUGAGUGUGCAGACAACAAUGGUGGCUGCUCCCACAUCUGCAGGGACCGGAGGAUUGGUUAUGAGUGUGACUGUCCCUCUGGCUACAAACUCCUGGACAAAAAGACGUGUGGAGACAUAGAUGAGUGUGAGAACCCAGACGCCUGCAGCCAGAAAUGCAUCAACUACAAAGGAGAUUAUAAGUGUGAAUGCUACGAAGGCUACGAGAUGGACCCUGCCUCUAAGACCUGCAAGGCCGUGGGAAAGAGUCCAUACCUGAUGUUCACCAACCGUCAUGAGAUCCGUCGCAUUGACUUGCUGAAGAGCGAAUACGCACAGGUGGUUCCCACGCUGAAGAACGCCGUGGCCCUGGAUGUAGACGUGUCCACCAACAAGAUGUUCUGGUGUGAUUUAUAUCAUCGGAAAAUAUACAGUGCUUACAUCAACAAGGCCAGCGAUUCAUCGCAGCAGGUGACGCUCAUCGACUCGCUCCACUCCCCCGAAGGCCUGGCCGUCGACUGGGUCCACAAGAACAUCUACUGGACCGACUCCGGCAACAAGAGCAUCUCCGUCGCCACAGGAGACGGCAGGAAGAGAAAAGUGCUGAUAGCCACUGAGCUGAGCGAGCCGCGUGCCAUUGCAGUGGAUCCACACCAAGGGUUUAUGUACUGGUCAGACUGGGGAGGUCAGGCCAAAAUUGAGAAGUCUGGGUUGAAUGGAGUGGAUCGACAAGUUCUGGUGUCCGAACACAUCGAGUGGCCCAAUGGAAUCACCUUGGACUUGUCUAACAGGCGUCUCUACUGGGUGGACUCCAAGCUGCACCUGCUGUCCAGUGUGGAUCUCAACGGGGACAACCGGAAGGUGCUGCUGUCCUCCCAUCACCACCUGGGACACCCCUUCGCCCUCACUGUGUUCGAGGAUCGCAUAUACUGGACAGACUUGGAGGACGAGGCGAUAUACAGUGCCAACCGACUGACAGGACACGAUGUGGCAAAGGUGGCAGAGCACCUCAACAACCCCCUGGAUCUGGUGGUGUUUCAUGAACAGAGGCAGCCCAAGGCCGACGAUACCUGCAACAUGGGCAGUCUGCCUAACGGUGGCUGUGAAUACCUCUGUCUGAAGGCCCCCCAGAUCACAGACCACUCUCCCAAAUACACCUGUGCUUGCCCUGAUGGCAUGGAGCUGGGACCAGACAUGAGGCGCUGCGCUAUAGUUCGGCCCAGAACAACCACAACAGGUGCUCCAACCACUACCACCACCACCACAACCACCGCAACAAGCACUACACCACCAAGUACAACCGUUACCACCACCACGACACCCCCUACCACCACGACCGCAAGCACCACCACCACCUCUGCCGCUACGACGCUCAGGCCCACGCCCAGACGCCUGACAACGCCGGCCCCUCCUCAGACCCCCAGGAGCACCUCUACGGAGCAGCCUCGCACCCCCGCUGCCACGAGCACAGAGACGACCAGCUUCAGCAGCACGAGUCGUACGUCCACUUCCACGCACACGCCCCUACUGGGCCCAGUGGCCCCCAACAGCAUUCAGCGAGAGAGCAACGGGAACCUCUCCCACAGAGCUGCGAGUGAUCACUACCUCAUAGGUAACAACAUCACAGUGGCUGUUCUGGGGAUAGUCAUUCCUAUCGUCCCUAUCCUUGCCACAGUGGUCAUCGGAUUACUCUGCACCGGCGGGUACCUGGUUUGGCGCAACUGGCGGCGCAAGAACACCAAGAGCAUGAACUUCGACAACCCUGUUUACCGCAAAACCACGGAGGAUGACGACGACGAAAUCCACAUCGGGCGACACAGCGAGUCCAUCGGUCACGUGUACCCAGCACGCGUGGCACUCAGUCUGGAGGACGAUGGCUAUCCCUGAGGGGGGAAUGCGUCCUCCCCGCCCCCCAAAUCCCAUCCUGGCCCCUCCUCUCACCACAGCCUCUACGCCACUACAAUGAGGCCAGCACAACGCAGACGAGAAAGAGAAGGAGUCCUCAUUUUGCCUCCCCUUUUAAGGAGCAGGGAUGACAUGUACAUCUUGUAUAUCCCCCCCCUCUCCUCCUUUCCUCCUCUCUCCACUGGAGUAACAUUACUACCACUACUAGCCACUACUACUUCCCUUAGUGCUAGUUGAUUUGUAGUCUCUGCUCCACUCCUCUCUUCUCUCUGCCUCUUGUUAGCUGUAGUGGUGUGUAAAAUGCUGCUUGAUGAUUUGUUCAAACUAACCUCAUUUGGCUGUCUCAGUGCACAUUGUAAAUAGGAGGCCGUCUGGCCGCCGUACAAGGGGAAAAAGCUGGCAUGCGUGGUUUUUAAUUCCUCAUGUUAUGACUUUUUAUUUAUUUGUAUGUGUUUGCUUUUGUAAAUAUGUAAUCAGCAUCUCUCCGUGCGCAGGCACAUUUGUUCAAGUUUGCAAGGGUGCAAGGUAGCAGGCAAGGGCGUUAUUUUUCUUCAUGGUUCCCUUUACAUCUUGAGUAGACAUGACAGAUUUUUUUUUUUUUUAAACGGGGGAAUGUCAUCCUUUCCCACACUCGGCCUCUCAGACGCGCCCCUUGACAUACUGUAUGUAGGCAGGCAAAGCUAAAUAUAGCCAAGGGGAAAGGAGGCAAAAAAAAUGAUGGGGUUGUCUGCAUGUUUGGAGGUGAUUUCGGGGUGAAAGAGGAAGGGAGGGUGCUUUUUUUCAGGGGAAUGCAGGGAUUUGUGCCACCAGAGGGUAGUGCCUCAAGGCAAAAAGCAGCAGGGCAGAAAAGGCAAAGGAUUAUGGGUAAUCCUCUCUCCUGGUAUCAGAGGUGUGCGUACAGUCGAUAAUAAACGUGGGAUUGGCUGUUUAUUUGCGGUGGGUGUUAAGAAUCGCACGUGUGUUUCUGACUUUUUGUUUGUCUUUGUGUCUGCCGCCGUCACUAUAGUGGAGGUAAACUUUCAUUUUCAGACAGCAGAGUGUGAGAAAGCACCUUCCCGUGACUGUUUUUGAAGAAUGAAAAUGGUGCUUUGAGGCGCCGAGUGCUAUCACUUUCAACUGCUGCCAAACACAGAUGCCGGUGUUUGAACUUGGCGUCGAACCCGGCGUGUCAGUGGCUUCACCGCACUGCUUUGGGUUUUUCUCAGCAUCAGCUUCUCGGUCUCCCUUUUUUAACAUGUGUGUUUUCUAGAUGGGAUGCUGUAGAAAAAGAGUCCACAUUUGGAAAGAAUGGCUUUUCCGCUGUCACUGAUGGUUCAGCGUGGUUGUUAGUGGCCCUGUUUUGUAUGAGCAGAUGAGUAAUAACGUGCCGAGGCUGACUGAGCCGAGCGCUGAUUUGAUUUGAAAGCUGGAUAGAGAGGAAAACGUGUAAACCAGCGUAAGGAGCCGAUCUUCCAUUGGCUUGCCACAGACAUGCUUCCAGCCCAUUGAAUCAGAUGUAAUUCAUGCCCAGUGACUAUCGCAAUAAUUGCUCACAAUGUGUUGUAACAGAGAAUGAGUAGAAGCAGUCGUGACAACUUAACAUGAUAGCUGUUACAAGCAGUUAUGGCAAGUUAUUCCUGUCCUGCACUUGAUUUAGUUUCAAUAAAGGGCAUUUUGAAGGUGUUAAGCACACAUAUAAUGAAUUAUAUAACGUACAGAGGUGCUUCACAUUGUCCAAACUAUACAUACAACACCGUCUUCCAUUCUUACAAUAACAAAUUUGAGCUGGGCUUUCGUCUGCCACACCCACAGUCUAUUCAUGAACUUGAUAUAUGACUGAAUAACAAGCAAAAAAAGUACAGAAUGCAAGUCUUCCAGUAUAAGGUCGGUAUAGACUCAGCAAACUAUUCAUCUGACUAUACAAACAAAGUUGAUUAAUGGCAGUUAUUAUUCAUGGUCCUCACCGUUUCCUGGAAAGGUUUUCUCAGCGUAGAUGCUCGGGGAACCACGGGGGAGGAAGAAAGAAACACACGAAGACAAAGGUAGGCAGGAAACGACUGCCAGGAUUUAGACUGAACUGGAUGCAAACAGGUCCGUGCUCGGAUGAUGAAUGGUGGGCCAUUUACUUUUUGUCGGAUUUCUGCUGAUGUUGUAUUCUGACACUCGCUCCGCUCGCCUCCCUCAGAGGGAUGGCAUGCUCUCCUCUUAGUUUAUGAUGCACAGUGGGGGAUUUGUAUGUGCUUUACGUGGCAACUUGUAAAAUGACCAGAAAGACAUUCAAUAAAAUGAGAUUAAAUAGGUCCCAAACACACUGCUGGAGUGAACCCUGAGCUCAGCCACCUCUGCACUCCACGCGGUUUUCUUCAUGUCCAUGUUUGCUGCAGGUCUAAUGGAGUUCCAUACCAAGGGUUUGCAGUUAGGAGUUUAAAUUGCUUAUUUAUUGAGGUGACUGAGCGUGGCAUUGUAGAAAACUUACUUUUGCUACAGUGUGAAAACAGAUUGGCUGCUCCACUUUUUGGCCACCUUGAGAGCAGCAGUCCCCACCGAAGGAUGCAGAAGAAGUCCUCAGAGGGACUGUUGUCAUUCAUCAUAGAGAAGCGAGUAAUUGUAGUGCUUGUAGAGGACAUGCUUUGACUCUAUGCUUUCUGGACAUUCCUCAUGUUUAAGAGGCUGAAAAAUGAUUAGUUGUGUGUUCAGAUAUACAGUUAUUUUAAUGUCUGGGUGCGUGUUUCAGUUUAUUUUUUUCCAUUUUUAUGUACUUGAAGUCUUUCAGCAUUAACCCAGUAGCUGCUGCAGUGUUGCAUGUGCAACAUGACAUUUUGCACAAAGGUAUUUAACCCUCAACCAGACAUUUACUCUUCAAAUGCAGAAGCUGUAGCUGGUAUGCCUACAUUGUGUGGGGUCUUAAAUUUCACGUGCACUCGUGUUGAAUUUAAGAGGCUCUUACGCUAAAGAUCUGGAGCCCGAUGCACCGGCUGUUUGCAAGUUUACGCAUCACUAAAUUAAACCUGGAUGUCAACACACAAACUUGUUCUUACACAGAGAUUAGCUGUUGCUCAAUAUUUGUACCUAAUGACUGCCAGGUGCAGCUGUUAUGAGCUAACCGAACCAACUGAGAAAGCUAGAAUUAGCUCGCUAACAUGUAAAGUUGAAGGAGAAAGCGCUGUUUAAUGAUGGAAACUGGCAAGUUUUUUAAUUAAAUUUGACAACAACAUAACACAAUAUGUAUUAUUUAGUCUCAUGCCAUCAUGCUUAUGAUAUAAAUGAUCAAAUAUCAUGUUAGUGUAAUCAGCAUUUCCCCUUUCUUCUGAAUUGUUUGACUACAUCUCUGAAACACAUACUUCUCAAUGCAUGCAUAUAUGAAUUAAACCUAAGACUGGUGGUUAAGUUCAGUAUAUCUCUUGACCACCUAAAAUGUUUGGAUUUUUAACGCUACAGUGACUUCCUGUGUGCAUAGUUGAUUGCUUUCACUUGGACGGCCCCACAAAUGUUUCCUAGCAAUUGAUUUAUACAUCACUUAAGUCUUUACUGCCGCAGCAAAGACAUUCCUCAAGGUUUAAUGCUGAAAGUAGAUCAAUAGUUGGAAAUUACAGUAAGUAGUCACAAACAGCUGGUGCGACACAGUCCUGCUUCUACAUCUAAGCACACACUUUGGAUUCUCAUACGCCUGCUCAGUAAAAUCUAGAUGUGGUGUAGGCCUGCUCACCUAUAGAUUUAACUCUUUGCUUAAACUCACACAUUAAUAAAGCAUUCGGGUGUUCCUAACAAAUCCUUGUGCAGCUACUACCACAGUUCAAACUAAAUUAUGUCAAGGUUGCAUCUGUCUUAUUUUAAGGGGCGGAUGUUAAAUUAUGAGCUCAGCAUAGUGAACCCAAGCAGCCAUGAUAACACAUAAUCUAACUGCUUGCUGUCAUUGUAGCUUCCCUGAUUUGCGCUCCCUGUUUUCACCUGUCCUGUUGCUUGUCCCUCCCUUCCUCUCUGCACUGCUCUGACGGUUGUUUCCAGUCUCUUCUGAGCAGAGAACCUGACCCAUGCUGCUUACACCAGAAUGCACUGACUGCUUUCUAACAUCACUCACAUCUCUCCACCACUGCAUCUAAAGUAAUGCCCGCUGUGAGGCUUCGAGCCUCCUCUGUGGUUGUUACGCUACUGAUUUUUAGUUUAAAGAUCUGCGUCAGCAUUGCUGUCUCUGUGCUCUCUCAUCCUCUCACCCUCUCAUCUUCAUCGUAGCCAUCGACAUCUUUCCUUUGGCAAGGGCUAUCAGUCUUUGGGCAGACAGGCGCACACACACACUGGAAGAACGGGACUAAAACACUGGAGGGAAUUACCUGAAAUCCCCAAAAUAACAAGGAAACCCCAGAGCUGGAAAAAAGAGCCCUCCAAAUCGUGAACCAGCGAGCAGGCGAACAAGCACGCUCAGCCAGGAGAAGCAGCCCCCCACCACCACCACCACCACCCAACCAGAAACUGUUUUGGACUGUGGAAAGAGCCCUCAUUGACUCUACUUGGCUGUCCAUCAGCUCUUGUUGACCCAGUGACUUUCCUUCAACUGGUUCCUCUUAUUAUCAUGUGUUUUUUGGACUGUUAGUCUGUGAGUUGUAGUUGUUGCUCUCUCUGUCUCCCUUUCCUUGCCAAGCCUUUCUCAUUUUCAUAUUUGAUCUUCUUGACGUUUGAUUACUUGAAGGGCAGUGUUCAGUCGCCUACAUUUUUCUACCAGUCAGUGUAAAAUUACGGUUGGGGGAAGCAGACAGCAAUGGGGAAGUUGUGAGAUCUGUGUGUGUAAAUCUUUUUAUGGGUUGGGAUGAUUAUACACACGGGCAAUAUUUUGAUAAAUAACAGCAUUGUCAAAGAUUUGGACAUAUUCCUGAUUGAGGUGGAGGAAAGUCCCUGCAAAUAUAAGAAACUAUCAGCUCCAAUUUGUUUUGCAAAACUGUCUGCGUUUCCUGGAAGCGUUGCUGAUGUGUCAUCGCCUGCAAGGAAAUCUCAAAAACCAUCCGGGGCUCUGUCCAUUCCACAGCCAUACGACAGGCAUUUUUUUACGCUGUUUGUUGCACAAAACUUUUCAAGAAGCCUUCUGCACUGUGUAAAGAGAUAACGUUCCUAGGAGGGGAGGACAUAAAAAGAAGGGGGGUGGGGUGGUCCAAUGGUACAGUCCAAUGGUUUUCAAUCGUGACUUGUAAAUACAGUUUUCAUACAGCAAAAACUUUUUGAUAAUGUUUUAAAUGUAUCUGUAAAAAAAGAUGUACAUAAAACUCUGGGGUUAAAAGGAGUGUAGACUAUAUAUGAAUUUAUUUGUACACAAGAGCACUGGAUUUAUUUACUACUUGAUUGUAACUAAAAAUUAAUAAUCUGCCAAAGUGUUUUUAUUUGACUUUUUCUCCCGUCUGUUCCGUUUGUUUUUGUUUUGCUUUUUAACAGCAUUGCAGAUUUUUAGUGUUCAUACUGUAUUUAAUUCUGUUGAAUAGAUUUUGUUGUCGUGCGUUUAAAAAAAAAAGAGGGGUUGUUUUAAUUUAUUGGUGCCUUGUUUUGUGCUCCUGUAUACUUUUACUCUUUCUGUUUUUCUGUGUUAUGUGUC
Messenger RNA from Chelmon rostratus (copperband butterflyfish), 8600 nucleotides. RefSeq names its product low density lipoprotein receptor-related protein 8, apolipoprotein e receptor (gene lrp8). The record is from RefSeq and is a predicted model, not a curated record. Bases 92 to 3028 code for a protein of 978 amino acids. Lineage: Eukaryota; Metazoa; Chordata; Actinopteri; Chaetodontiformes; Chaetodontidae. Gene Ontology annotation, molecular function: protein binding; calcium ion binding. The transcript has 19 exons.